This is a messenger RNA of Clupea harengus (Atlantic herring), 2466 nucleotides long. RefSeq names its product guanine nucleotide-binding protein subunit alpha-14-like. Gene Ontology annotation, cellular component: heterotrimeric G-protein complex; cytoplasm. Gene Ontology annotation, molecular function: GTPase activity; G-protein beta/gamma-subunit complex binding; G protein-coupled receptor binding. NCBI's taxonomy places the organism in Eukaryota, Metazoa, Chordata, Actinopteri, Clupeiformes, Clupeidae. Gene Ontology annotation, biological process: adenylate cyclase-modulating G protein-coupled receptor signaling pathway; phospholipase C-activating dopamine receptor signaling pathway. The record is from RefSeq and is a predicted model, not a curated record.
CGCUCGCAGUCUGUCAUUGAUGCUUUUGAAUUCGGUGUAAAGUCGCUACUUCAGGUCAGCACACGUAACUUAAUCGAACACCUCACGCUUCAUAGUAGAACAUCUGAAAUGCAACCCGCCCUGAAAUUCCGUGUCAUUCCCCGUAGGAAGCGGAAGAAUGGAGUAUUUUCCCUCAGAGCGCAGCUUUCUUACUGGGGAAACAUUCCGACCAGUGGAAUUCUGUGUAUCUCCUGAAGAUAAUCUAAACGGUGUAUGUGUUUUAUAUACUUCCGUGUACCUGGGUAGAUAACUUCGUAAACUUUGAGGUCAAUUUUGUUUUCAGCUUGUCAUUUUACUUUGAAAAGUUUACUUCAGGUUUUUGUCAUCGCGCAUAUCUGAGAAAACAGGAUACAUUUGCUCAAAAUGAGUGAGUGGGAUUGUUGUUUAUCCGGCGAGGACCGAGAACGCAUCAGAAUUCACAGAGCGAUUGAGAGACAACUGAACCGCGACAAAAGAGACUCUCAAAGGGAGCUAAAAUUGCUGCUUCUCGGGACAGGAGAAAGUGGGAAGAGUACUUUCAUCAAACAGAUGAGGAUCAUCCAUGGCGCCGGCUACUCCAACGACGACAAGAGAGGUUUCACCAAGCUGGUCUACCAGAACAUUUUCCAGAAUAUUCAGGUCCUGAUCCAGGCUAUGGGGAACCUCAAAAUCUCAUUUGUGGAUGACCACAACAUACAAUAUGCUCAGAUGCUGAGUAGCGUUCAGCCUGAGGUGGUGACCAGUAUGGAACCUCGGUACGCAGAAGCUAUCAAGCGGGUGUGGGCCGAUCACGGGGUACAAGAGUGCUACGCCCGCCGGAGGGAAUAUCAACUCUCGGACUCGGCAAAAUAUUACCUGAGUGACAUGGACAGGAUAUCCGUAUUCAAUUAUUUGCCAACACUACAGGACAUUCUUAGAGUUAGGGUGCCAACCACAGGGAUUAUUGAGUACCCUUUUGAUCUCCAAACUGUCAUCUUCAGGAUGGUGGACGUGGGGGGUCAGAGAUCGGAGAGGAAGAAGUGGCUCAACUGCUUUGAGAAUGUGACCUCUCUCAUCUUCCUGGUGGCACUGAGUGAAUAUGACCAGGUGUUAUAUGAGAGUGACAAAGAGAACCGUAUGAUGGAGAGCAAAGCUCUUUUCAAGACCAUUAUCACCUCCAACUGGUUCUUGGACUCCUCCGUCAUCCUCUUUCUCAACAAAACAGACCUUUUAAAUGAGAAGAUUUUACUCUCACACCUUGCCGACUACUUUCCUGCAUAUACUGGUCCCAAGUGUGAUGCUGACAGUGCUCAGAAGUUCAUCCUGAGGAUGUACGAGGAACAGGCCCCAGACCGGCAGAAGUUACUCUACUCCCAUUUCACUUGUGCCACUGACACAGAGAACAUCCGCUUUGUCUUCCGUGCCGUCAAGCAUACUUUACUACAAAACAACCUGGAGUUAUUCAACCUGGGCUAAAAAAACAAGAACCAAGAAAGAGGCCACUUAUUUUAGGACAUGAUGUGUGUGUGUAUGUGUGUGUUAUUCAUUAUAUUGCAUUUAUGAGAACAUUCUUUUUUUUUUAACGUUGAUAUAACUGUAGACUGAAGAGGAAGUGUCUGACAAAAUGUAGCUGCUAUCCCUGUGGGGUUGGUGCCAAGAGCGGCAUGAGAUGUGGGUGGGGCUGCAGUCAGAAAUGACAGUCAUGCUGGUUCAACCCUCAAUACACAACCUUAGGCCUCUUUAUAAUGUACAGGACCUUUGCAAGAUGCCAUUUAAUCUUAUUCUAAGAUUAUUCUGAAUUGCCAUUCAUGCUUAUUUAAGGUAUGGUCCAUCGAAAAAGGUGCACUAGGCCUAAUUCCACGUCUUUAAACAUUCUGAAGCAGUUUGAAAUGUUUGAGAUCUAUAUUUCUGUAGAACAGAUGGAUUGCUUUUCAGCAGUGAAGAUUUGGAUAAUGUGAUCCUCCCUGUUCUUCAAGGAACACAAGGUCCUUACAACCUACUACCAUUAACAGCCCUGAACAGCCAUAUCUCCAGCUUAUCUCUCUGUAUUUUUUGAAAGUCUGAUCUACAUCUGUUAUGUGCCUAUGCACUUCCUCUGUAACCAAAAUUAAUCUUUAAUUGUUUUUUUUAUGGGACUGUGUACAUGGACAUCACUGCAAUUAGUACAAAUCCCUGUCUUCAUGUCUUAGUUGUAAACCACUGCGACGCCUAAAAAUGUCAGGAGUUUCUAGCAUUCCAUUAAUUUGUCAAAAUGAGUAAAUAAGCAAAAUAAUGUUCACAAUGCAAAUGGACGAUUUAGAGCGAGAAUGUAGUAUGUCAUCUUAUGAUGAUACUUUUAUUAUGGUCUGUUUUGUUUUCUUCACAUAUGCUUUGUAAUAAUAAAUUAUUAAAUGUGAGUAAGAGAUUUCUGCUUUAUGUGCAGUUCUGUUAAUGUCCUUCUCUAUGAGUGGAUAGUACACCCUACAUAGA